CAGCUGUCAUUUGCUAAAUAAACGGGAAUGGGAAGGCUGUUCGUUUCCCGAUAAAAAAGACACUCCCUUUUUAAUUUUACAGUGGUUUUAUAAUUGUUUCGACCAGUGGAAUUGUAUUUUUAUAUACCGACAUGCGUUAUGGCACCUACAGUAACAAUAUGAAAUGUUAAACAUUGUGGACAUUUCAUAAAACGUUACUCAUAAUCUACACAGGAGAAUGUCUACCAUCUCAAGGACAGUACAUAUCAGCCAGCAAAAGCUGGCUGAAAAGCUUAUCAUACUAAAUGAUCGAGGUAUUGGCAUGUUGACUAGAAUUUACAACAUUAAAAAAGCAUGCGGCGAUGCUAAGUCCAAACCAGCGUUUCUAUCAGAUAAAACCUUGGAAUCAUCCAUCAAACAUAUUGUGAGAAGGUUCCCUAAUAUUGAUAUAAAAGGUUUGCAAGCAAUAACUAACAUUAGGAAUGAGAUCAUCAAGUCUCUGUCACUGUAUUAUUACACAUUUGUAGAUCUAUUAGACUUCAAAGACAAUGUAUGUGAACUUUUAAACAUAAUGGAUGCUUGUCAAGUCACUCUGGAUUUAACCUUGAAUUUUGAACUGACAAAAAAUUACCUUGACUUAGUAACUACAUAUGUGGCAUUAAUGAUCUUGCUUUCAAGAGUUGAAGACAGGAAAGCAGUGCUCGGUUUAUUUAAUGCCGCUCAUGAGAUGGUCCAUAAUCAAAUUGAUCCAAGUUUUCCACGCUUAGGUCAACUGAUUGUUGAUUAUGAUACACCUUUUAAAAAGUUGUCUGAAGAAUUUGGUCCACACCAAAAGCUGCUAUCGAGUGCUCUGAACUCACUAUGGCAUGUUUAUCCGGCGAGAAACAUGACAGCUGAGCACUGGAGGUCAGAACAAAAGUUGAGCCUUGUUAGCAAUCCUGCUCUGCUGUUAAAACCUUCAGAAACCAAUACCAUGUCAUGUGAAUAUGUGUCUCUAGAAUCACUAGAGAGAUGGGUGAUGUUUGGUUUUGCACUGUGCCACCAAAUGUUGCAACAAGACCAUGCUAAUAAGAUGUGGGUGAGUGCACUACAAUCUGGUUGGGUUGUCGCACUAUUCAGAGAUGAAGUGAUCUACAUUCACACAUAUAUUCAGAGUUUCUUUGAUGGAAUCAAGGGAUAUGGAAAAAGAAUUUCAGAAGUUAAGGAUUGCUACCACCAUGCUGUACAAAAAGCAGGAUACAAACAUAGAGAGAGGAGAAAGUUCUUAAGAACAGCUUUAAAGGAGUUGGGUCUGAUUUUGACUGAUCAGCCUGGCCUGCUGGGGCCUAAGGCAUUGCUAAUAUUUAUAGGCCUGUGUUAUGCUAGAGAUGAAGUGUUUUGGCUAUUGCGUCACAAUGAUAAUCCACCACAAAAAGUGAAAGGAAAAUCUACAGAAGAUCUGGUUGAUCGCCAGCUGCCUGAACUACUCUUCCACAUGGAGGAACUUAGAGCACUUGUGCGCAAGUACAGUCAAGUUAUGCAAAGAUAUUACGUGCAGUAUCUUUCAGGUUUUGAUGCUGUAGCACUAAACCUCAUGAUACAGAAUUUACAAGUGUGCCCUGAAGAUGAAAGUGUCAUUCUAUCCUCCCUAUGUAAUACAGCAGCUAAUUUAAAUGUCAAGCAGGUUGAAAGCAAUGAAAUCUUUGAUUUCCGAGCAUUCCGCUUAGAUUGGUUCAGAUUACAGGCAUACACAUCUGUUGCAAAAACACAACUGAGCUUGGUAGAUCAAAGAGAAUUGGCACAAUUUAUUGACAAAAUGGUAUUCCACACUAAAAUGGUAGAUAACCUUGAUGAAAUAAUGGUGGAAACAUCUGACUUGUCCCUGUUCUGUUUUUACAGCAAAAUAUUUGAGAGCCAAUUCCACAUGUGCUUAGAAUUUCCAGCUCAAAAUCGUUACAUUAUUGCAUUUCCACUUAUUUGCAGCCACUUCCAGAACUGUACACAUGAACUCUGUCCAGAGGAAAGACAUCACAUCAGGGAAAGGAGUCUUUCAGUUGUCAAUAUCUACUUGGAUGAAAUGGCAAAAGAGGCAAAGAAUAUAAUCACUACUAUUUGUGAUGAGCAAUGCACAAUGAGUGAUAAAUUGCUACCAAAACACUGUGCACAGACUAUUGCUCAUCUGGCAAAUAGAAAGAAAAAAGACAAGAAUAAAAAGAACCCUAUAGAAAUUGUUAAACCUGGAGAUGAGAGUUACAGGAUAACUAGGGAAGAGUUGACCACAAUGGAUAAACUCCACAUGGCCUUGACCGAAUUGUGUUAUGCCAUAAACUAUUGUUCUACUGUAAAUGUUUGGGAAUACACCUUUGCACCCCGUGAAUAUUUACAUCAACAUUUGGAGACUAGAUUUUCUAAAGCAUUAGUUGGAAUGGUAAUGUUCAAUCAAGAUACUAGUGAAAUUGCAAAACCUUCAGAGUUGCUGGUGAGUGUCAGAGCGUACAUGAAUGUUCUGCAAACUGUUGAAAACUAUGUACACAUUGACAUAACAAGAGUUUUUAACAAUUGUUUGUUGCAACAAACUCAGAAUAUGGACAGCCAUGGUGAAAAAACCAUAGCAUCACUUUACACACAGUGGUAUUCAGAAAUUUUACUCAGAAGAGUAAGUGCUGGAAACAUUUGUUUUUCAAUGAAUCAAAAGGCCUUUGUGAGUCUGUCAGCUGAAGGAGCUAUACCUUUUAACGCUGAAGAGUAUUCUGAUAUUAAUGAACUGAGGGCUCUAGCUGAAUUGAUUGGGCCUUAUGGUAUGAAAUUAUUAAGCGAGACACUAAUGUGGCAUAUUGCCAGUCAAGUACAGGAACUGAAAAAGUUAGUUGUGCAAAAUAAAGAAGUGCUACAGAUGCUUCGCACAAACUUUGACAAACCUGAUAUUAUGAGAGAGCAAUUCAAAAGAUUGCAGCAUGUGGAUAAUGUACUGCAGAGGAUGACAAUAAUCGGCGUUAUAUUAAGUUUUCGCCAAAUAGCACAAGAGUCAGUACUCGACGUAUUAGAACGACGUAUUCCCUUUUUGAUAAGCUCCAUUAAAGAUUUUCAGCAACAGUUGCCCAGUGGUGACCCAACGCGCGUCAUAUCUGAAAUGUGUUCUGCGGCUGGGCUGUCGUGUAAAGUUGACCCUACCCUCGCUUCAGCCCUUCGCCAACACAAAGCUGAGCUUGAGGAAGAAGAGCAUCUUAUAGUGUGUUUGCUUAUGGUGUUUGUGGCAGUGUCAAUGCCAAGACUGGCCCGAAGCGAGGGUUCAUUUUACAGGCCUUCUUUAGAGGGCCAUGCUAACAACAUACAUUGCAUGGCACCUGCUAUUAAUCACAUAUUUGGUGCUUUGUUUACAAUUUGUGGUCAAAAUGACAUUGAAGACAGAAUGAAAGAAUUUCUAGCAUUAGCGUCUUCUUCGCUUUUGAGGCUCGGACAGGAGACAGAAAAGGAAGCUAUUAAAAACCGCGAGUCUGUCUAUUUGCUACUUGAUUUAAUAGUCCAGGAGUCCCCGUUUCUUACUAUGGACUUGUUGGAAUCAUGUUUCCCGUAUGUUUUAAUACGUAACGCGUAUCAUGACGUAUACAAACAAGAACAAAUGCUAUUGCAUUCUUAAUUCCGUUUAUUUAAAAGACAUUGAAUAAUUAUAGGAAUUACCUAAUACAGUCUCGAUGACAUAUUCCAUUGCGUUAUGAAUACUAAUUAUCAUUAUUAUUCUAUUGAUGAGUUUUAUAAACUGAUAAAUUAAUUAUUUGAAUGAAAUAGUGUAUAGCGGUCAUAAAUGUUUUUAAUAAGACUGGAUAAAUAUUCCUUUUCAUUAAGUUUACUUUGGCUAUUAUAUCUUUUACAGCUAUUUAGUAUUUAUGUGUAUCAUAAUAUUGAAGUAGUGCCCAUAGUCAAGUCAAAUAAGUGGUUUACUGUUUUCUAGAAAAAUUUACUUUUUAUUAGUGUCAAUGAUUGAGUUCACAAUAGAUGGGUUGUAGUAGUUGAGUUUUCCUAUGGAAUAUUAUUCUUUUGAUUUUAAAUUAUUGAUCUAAAAUCGGGCAUUAGAAAUAUAUGUAUACCGUCUUCUGUUAUUCAUUAGUGCUAUGAAAUGAAUGAUAAUGUUCACAGUGACACAUUGCAAAUAGAUUGCUUAGUUAAAUUGCGGCCAAACUCAUUUUUCAUACAAAAUCUUGGAAACCAUGGACUAGAACAAAGGCAACCUAAUAUAGUUUAAAUUAUGCAUAAAAUAAACUUUAAUUUGACAUAUUAGACGACUAAAUAUCUGAUAAGGGUACUUAAAUAACACUACUUACCUGUUUAUAUCUGGCAACCCCACAGUUGCAGUGUGAAUAUGUGAAAGCAGACAACCUUUAUACAUUUUUCAAAUUUUUGGGUAUAUUCUAGUAGUAACUAAAUUUUUACUUUUUAACUUUUUAAUUAACCAACGAGGAAAGGAAAUUAAAAAAAACAUUUAAUACUAUCCGGCCGCAAUUUAACUAGGUAAUCUAUGUGCAAUGUGUCAAUGUGAAUAUUUUCUAUAAUUUAUUUCUCAUCCCAAUUAAAUAACAGAUGAGGGUAUAUAUUUCUUAUGCCGGAUCUUGUACUAUAUAGAGUAUAUAUUAUGUUCUUGGAUUGGAUUGACAUAAACCGACCUUUUUGACUUUGCUAUUGGUAAAUUUUGAUACCUGAGCUAAAACCGUAGUUUAGGCGAUAGCUUACCUUUAAGUAUAAUACAUAUAUUAUGAAGCUUUAUUUAAUAAUAGUAAAAAAUUAUGUAACAGACAGAUUUUGUCAGCAACACUAAUCAUACUUGUAGCUCCUAAUUAACUGGAAGAUAAUACAAACACGAAAACUGGAGGUUGAAGAUCAUUGCAUUUUGAUUAAUAUAAUACGAUAAAAUUAGUUAGCGGAUAAAUAAUAAAUUUUAUUACAUCAUAUAAAACAUCCGCCGUUAUCUCAUGACAUCACCAUGCUUACAAUGUAGAUAUAUAAUUAUUCACAAUAGCAGGAAACUUUAUUAGACUUCAUUUUGAAUUUGAAACUUGUUAAAAAUAGAUAUUUGCUGACAAAAUUAUUUUCUUUGUUAUUUUUUUUUAUAUUCUCAUAAUAUGUUAACACAUUAAUCUUAAUGUUGAAAUAGCUGAAGUCUUGUUAUUUAGUUAUCUUCUGCAAUUGUAAAAAUCUUUAAAGCGGAAAUUUUAUCGAACUUUAGUUCCACCGAUUUUAUAUAAUUUUAGGGCAUUUUCUAAUAGUGUUAUAGGUAACUGUAUUAUUAAAAUUAUUUACCUUUAAUUGUUUUUUUAAUAAACGUAUAUGUAAGUAUAGUAUAAAGAAGAAUAUGUAGAACUUUGUUCUGCAGUAGGUAAUAAAAUGUCUUCAAAAUGUAAUUAGGUAUCCAAAAGUUCAGUCAAUUUCCAGGAGGCCUAAUGUUAAUAAACUAUUCAAGAAAAAAAUGCGUUUGACCUUCAGAAUGAACAAAAACUUGCAAUAAAAAAUAUACCUAUGUUAUGCAGUGGCGUGCACAAGGUUUUUUAUCUAGGGUAGGCUCUAUACGUAUAAAUUGUACAAAUUGGAACAUUCCUCUUCCAAUAUCAAUUCGGAAUGAAUCCUCAGGGUAUGGAUUGCGUUUAUGCAUUUAUGAAGUGUACGUCACUGAUAAUAACUUUAAUAACAACUGCACGAUAUUAGAGUGACAACGCACUAACGGCCUGCCAACAAAACCAUGAUUAUGAUCUUACUUUCAAGUAAGUGCCUACCUACUCUAUAAUAUCUUAUUUAUUUUCAGCGAUUUUUCUCCCAAUCUGCCAUUAAUAAGUCGUUAAAGAAAACGGAUUAAAAUGAUUUUCUGUUAUUCUAAAUUACGCGCUGCCUAUUUCUUCAGGUCCUCCAAAAUUUCUCAUACUAUUUUGUAUGACCAUCAGACUAGAUUGACACGACAUUAUCUUUCACGUUUUUUUUACAAUAUAAACGUCUUAACAAAUAAUGUCGUUGUUCAUAGAACCGUUCACAAGACGUUAAUACUGCGAAAAAACGUAUACCGUAAAACAUGGACGUUUAGACAUAAACUGUAAAAACGUGCAAGACAAUGUUCUGUAAAUCUAACCUUUCCCUCAUUGUAUUUAUUUGUACUUGGGAAUAACAUAUUAUAUUAUUAUAAAUAAGUAAGUAUAAUAAAUACACUUUUGUAACUUGUAUAUAAAUGAAUUAUAUAUGCACUCCAAAAUAUA
Molecule: messenger RNA, 6191 nt
Organism: Bicyclus anynana (squinting bush brown)
Lineage: Eukaryota; Metazoa; Arthropoda; Insecta; Lepidoptera; Nymphalidae
Gene: Hem
Product: membrane-associated protein Hem
Exons: 2
Coding region: 218-3595 (1125 amino acids)
Biological process (GO): cell migration; cell morphogenesis; cortical actin cytoskeleton organization
Cellular component (GO): SCAR complex
Source: RefSeq, a predicted model, not a curated record